Molecule: messenger RNA, 9329 nt
Organism: Centropristis striata (black sea bass)
Lineage: Eukaryota; Metazoa; Chordata; Actinopteri; Perciformes; Serranidae
Product: phosphatidylinositol 4,5-bisphosphate 3-kinase catalytic subunit alpha isoform-like
Exons: 26
Coding region: 388-3594 (1068 amino acids)
Biological process (GO): phosphatidylinositol-mediated signaling; phosphatidylinositol-3-phosphate biosynthetic process; phosphatidylinositol 3-kinase/protein kinase B signal transduction
Cellular component (GO): phosphatidylinositol 3-kinase complex, class IA; cytoplasm; plasma membrane
Molecular function (GO): 1-phosphatidylinositol-3-kinase activity; 1-phosphatidylinositol-4-phosphate 3-kinase activity
Source: RefSeq, a predicted model, not a curated record
CUGUAACUGUGCGUGUUGCAACCCACAACAACACGAGAGGAUUUAUUUGUGUCGUGGAGUAACAGCUACUGUCACGACGCGUAGCUGGCACACAGGAGCGGACAGGCGGCAGAUAACAGCUGCUCUGCCCGGCGCCGGGAGCCUCCAACCCGGGGACUGGUGGGGACUGGUGGGGUGGGCUAGCUGGAAGGCUAGCUAGCUGACUGGCAUUAGCCUGUCACAACAGCAUCCUCAAACACUUCGCUACGUUGACGCCAACUCAACAGGUCUGUGAAGAUGGAUUGAAACAUGAAGGGCGGAACUGUCCCAUCAUCAAAAUAGGAGGACUCACUUCAGGUUGUGCCCUACAGCUUAACUCUGUGACUGAGCUGGGAGACAGAGAGGAAGAUGCCUCCCAGGCCGUCUUCAGGGGAGCUAUGGGGCAUCCACUUGAUGCCGCCAAGGAUCCUGGUGGACUGCCUGCUGCCUAAUGGGAUGAUUCUGACCCUGGAGUGUCUCCGUGAGGCCACGCUCAUCACCAUCAAACAUGAGCUGUUUAAGGAGGCCAGGAAAUAUCCCCUCCAUCACCUCCUGCAGGAGGAGACGUCCUAUAUCUUUGUCAGUGUUACACAGGAAGCAGAGCGGGAGGAGUUCUAUGAUGAGACCCGGAGGCUGUGUGAUCUUCGACUCUUCCAGCCUUUCCUCAAGGUCAUUGAACCAGUUGGCAACAGAGAGGAAAAGAUCCUCAACAGAGAGAUUGGUUUUGCCAUUGGUAUGCCUGUGUGUGAGUUCGACCUUGUGAAGGACCCUGAGGUUCAGGACUUCAGGAGAAACAUCCUGAAUGUUUGUAAAGACUCUGUGGAGCUGAGAGAUGCCAGCGGGCCCCACAGUAGAGCGCUGUAUGUUUACCCACCCAAUGUAGAAUCCACACAGGAACUUCCCAAACACAUCUAUAGCAAACUGGACAAAGGUCAGAUUAUUGUUGUGAUUUGGGUGAUUGUUUCUCCAAACAAUGACAAACAAAAGUAUACACUGAAGAUAAACCACGACUGUGUGCCUGAACAGGUGAUUGCAGAGGCCAUUCGCAAGAAGACACGCAGCAUGCUCUUGUCCCCAGAGCAGCUGAAGAUGUGUGUCCAGGAAUAUCAGGGUAAAUACAUCCUCAAAGUUUGUGGCUGUGAUGAGUACCUGCUGGAAAAGUACCCUAUCAGCCAGUAUAAGUAUAUCCGUAGUUGCAUCAUGCUGGCCAGGAUGCCAAACCUGAUGUUAAUGGCUAAGGACAGCCUAUACACUCAGUUGCCUACAGAUAACUUUGUCAUGCCGUCAUACUCUCGACGCAUCUCUACCGCAACGUCCUAUAUGAAUGGCGAGGCAGCUGCCAAGUCGCUGUGGACCAUCAACGGAACCCUGCGAAUCCGAAUCCUGUGUGCCACCUAUGUUAACGUCAAUAUACGGGACAUAGACAAGAUAUAUGUGAGAACAGGCAUUUACCAUGGAGGUGAACAGAUGUGUGACAAUGUCAACACACAGAGAGUACCCUGCUCCAACCCCAGGUGGAACGAGUGGCUCACCUAUGAUAUGUACAUCCCAGACAUACCCCGUGCUGCCAGACUCUGCCUCUCCAUCUGCUCUGUCAAAGGCAGGAAGGGAGCCAAGGAGGAGCACUGUCCACUAGCUUGGGGUAAUAUCAACUUGUUUGACUACACUCACACUCUGGUGGCCAACAAGAUGGCUUUGAACCUCUGGCCUGUUCCUCACGGCCUUGAAGACCUCCUCAACCCCAUAGGAGUCACUGGAUCAAACCCUAAUAAGGAAACCCCAUGUCUGGAGCUAGAGUUUGACCACUUCAGCAGUUCAGUCAAAUACCCAGAUAUGAAUGCAGUAGAGGACCACGCAAACUGGACCAUAUCGAGGGAACUGGGGUUUAACUACAAUCUCUCUGGACAGAGCAACCGGUCAGCCAGAGAUCACGCCUUAACAGAUAGCGACUCUGAACAGAUGAGACAGCUGAGUAACAGAGACCCUCUUUCAGAAAUCACUGAGCAGGAGAAAGACUUCCUCUGGAGACACAGGCACUACUGCAUGAACAUCCCUGAGAUCCUUCCCAAGAUCCUUCUCGCAGUCAAAUGGAACUCCAGAGAUGAAGUAGCACAGAUGUACUGUCUUUUAAAGGAAUGGCCAUCUAUCCGUCCUGAGCAGGCCAUGGAGCUGCUGGAUUGUAACUAUCCAGACCCCAUGGUCAGGCACUUUGCUGUACGCUGCCUUGACAAAUACCUGACUGAUGAUAAACUGUCCCAAUACCUCAUCCAGCUGGUACAGGUAUUAAAAUAUGAGCAGUAUCUUGACAAUCCCCUGGCCCGUUUCCUCCUCAAAAAGGCCCUGACCAAUCAAAGGAUAGGUCAUUUCUUCUUUUGGCAUCUCAAGUCAGAAAUGCACAAUAAAACAGUGAGCCAGAGGUUUGGGCUGCUGCUGGAGGCUUACUGCAGGGCAUGUGGCAUGUACCUCAAACACCUGAGCAGGCAGGUAGAGGCCAUGGAGAAGCUCAUUAACCUCACUGACAUCCUUAAACAGGAGAAGAAGGAUGAGACGCAGAAGGUCCAGAUGCGGUUUCUUGUGGACCAGAUGAAGAGACCGGACUACAUGGAUGCCCUGCAGAACUUCACCUCUCCUCUCAACCCUGCACACCAACUGGGAAACCUGAGGUUAGAUGAGUGCAGGAUCAUGUCAUCAGCCAAGAGACCGUUGUGGUUGAACUGGGAGAAUCCUGACAUCAUGUCCGAGCUGCUCUUUCAGAACAAUGAGAUCAUCUUUAAAAAUGGAGAUGAUUUGCGACAGGACAUGCUGACGUUGCAGAUCAUUAAAAUCAUGGAGAAUAUUUGGCAGAAUCAGGGACUGGACCUUCGGAUGCUUCCUUACGGCUGCCUGUCAUUAGGAGACUGUGUGGGACUAAUUGAGGUGGUUCGCAGCUCCCACACCAUCAUGCAGAUUCAGUGUAAAGGAGGCUUGAAAGGAGCCCUGCAGUUCAACUCAAACACUCUGCAUCAAUGGCUUAAGGACAAGAACAAGGGCGAGAUGUAUGACAUGGCUGUGGAGCUGUUUACAAGGUCCUGUGCUGGCUACUGUGUAGCUACAUUUAUCCUCGGGAUAGGAGACAGACACAACAGCAACAUCAUGGUCAAAGAUGAUGGACAGUUAUUUCAUAUAGAUUUUGGCCAUUUCCUGGAUCAUAAGAAGAAGAAAUUUGGCUACAAGAGAGAGCGAGUGCCCUUUGUACUGACACAAGACUUCCUCAUCGUCAUCAGCAAGGGGUCCCAGGAGUGUGCAAAGACCAAAGAGUUUGAGAGGUUCCAGGAGAUGUGUUAUAAAGCCUACCUGGCUAUCCGGCAGCAUGCUAACCUCUUCAUCAACCUGUUCUCCAUGAUGCUGGGCUCUGGCAUGCCUGAGCUGCAGUCAUUUGAUGACAUUGCCUACAUCAGGAAGACGCUGGCCCUGGAAAAAAGCGAACAGGAGGCGUUGGACUACUUUAUGAAGCAGAUGAACGAUGCUCACCAUGGAGGGUGGACCACCAAGAUGGACUGGAUAUUCCACACAAUUAGACAGCAUACACUAAACUGAUCUCCUGCACACAGAGAAAGACCCCAGUCCCACAGUGGAGUAACACCUCGCUGAUGAUGGAAAUUUGCAGGUUGAUUUUUUUUCUUUCCUUUUAAAACACCAACACCAUGUCUAUUUAUUUAAACGAGGUUCCUGUUUUCCUGCAUUUUCUUGCCAUGAUCAUCUGUCGUUUUCUGUGGUCGUGACGUCUACAAGAGAGCGUUGUCCUCAUGUCCUGGUGAAGGUGUGCCCGACCCGAGCGAUGCUUGCAUUCAACUAUUCUUCCUCAGUUUUUUCCCAACCGGAACAAACUGGGUGAGGAAGGACAUUUUACCACUCCACCCUGCUGCUUGUGCUGGAAAACACAAAUUGGACAAAUCAGCGUAGACACAUCCACAGAUUUAUAAAUGUAGCCACAAAGUAAGUUCAACUUGCUGCCCUUCUGCUGUAAUACUUCUGCUCUGUGGCUCCGGUCGAGAAAGGAGGUGCUUGGGAACCAUUUUUAUCUCAUCACUGCUGAGAAGAUAGCGGGCACAAGGAGCUGUCUAAAUUAUCUCACAUAAUAAGCAAAUGUGUUGCACCGUGCAGGAUUACUGGAAUAUUGGGGCUUCUAUGAUGACUUGGUCUUUUACCCUCUUUGUGGUGGAGUUGCCCUCCAGAGCUGAUUUGGUGUCAGUUUUUCCAGCUUUUCCACCAGAAAUGUCACAGCUCAAAAACUGGUUUCUGGGUUGUUUAGCUUAAAAAAAAAGGAUUUCUGGGUUGUUUUGCACAGCUCUACAAUCUGCAGGUGUCAAUGAAAAGCACUCCACUCUCUGGGACAUUUGUUGGUGGUGCAGCUUUCUUGCAUAAACUUCAGGGUGAUGAUGCCUCUCCAUCGAGAGAAAAAAAAAACAGCACUUAGAAUUACCAGAUUAAUAUACAGAUUUGUUAUGAAUGUAUUUAUGUAUCUAGUUUCUUUCAGUUUUUACACAAGCAACUCUCCAGAAACACACAUUUGUUUGUGUAAUAUAUAUUUUUGUUUUUAUUUAAAUCUAUUUGCUUCCUUCUUCUGACUACUCGGAGUGCAACAGCUCUCCCCUUUUCGUUUCGACUAUAGAGUUCUGCUCAUGUUCGUAGAUUUACAUUGCUGAUGCCUCUUUUGCCUUUGUUACUUUUAAGUUAAGUAUCCCAUAUGACCUUAUUAGUAGCAGCUCACUUUGUGUUAUUUUGGCAAGUGUUCAGCCCUACUUGGAUUUUGUAAACAUUCAUUUGUUGAGGAUACAAUUUGGUAAGAAUGAAAGUGCCAGUCUCACAUUUUAUGAAUAAUGGGACCUAUUUAAAGCCUCCGGCUGUCUGUUUUGUUGGCAAGCAGAAGCCCAGGAGAAUGUCACGUCUUCCUGUUGAUAAAAUGCCUUGGCAUCACAGCACAACACUGCACAACAUCGCACACUGCUAAGCCCAACAAACUCUGCUUAAAUAAGUUGUAGUAAGCAAACCAUGACAGUUACUAUUAAAAGCAGAAUUUUACCUUCCUUCUGUAACAUAUUUUAUUUCUAACCAUGUCAGGUCAUCACACAUUAUAAUGUUAAAAUGUCAACUCAUGGACAAAGCGUAUUUCACUUUUGACACCUUUUGGACAGCUUUCACUGAGCCCAUAGCACUUAGUAUUUGAGCCAUGCUCUCAGUCGCCAUGCACUUUUCAUGCUCUACACUCUUUUAUUUGAUUUUUAAAUUUUUACAGGUUAACCCAACAGAAACAUUUGAGUAUGUCAUGUUUUUAACAUUUGUGAGUCACAGUGAAGUCACAGUGAAGUGGCAGUUGCGGCGUCUUUAGUGAAACAUGUGAAACACUGCAUUUAGGCAAGAUUUAGUUAUGAGAAGAAGUUGAACAAAUCUUUCAAAUUUCAUUGGAUGGCUUUAAAGUGGGCAUAGUUUUGCCCUAAAAUGCUUUAGUGGAUUGUUUGUCACCACUCAAAUCUCCAUUACCUGUUAGUUGUAUAACUUAUCAUCACAAUUACUUUACCUUGAAAUAGUAUAUCUAUGAGUUUAAAAUGAGAUAAAAAUAUAAAAUAUAAAAAUAUAUUAUUAUUUUAAAGAAAGAUUGGAUUUUCUAAUAAAAUACUUUAAAUCAAGACUACAAUUAACACAGGAUUACAGUUUGGAAAAUACAUUUUUAAAGUCCAUUUUCUACUUUACAGAAACAGAACCAGUGUUCACCCUCACUCCCAUUCACACACAUUCAUACCAGGGCAGGGGAAAAGAAAUGAGGAAGGAAGGAAAACAAAUGAACAUAAGAUAAUAAGUUAUGAGUAUAGUAAAGAUAAAUACAUUUUUAUUUGUUGACUUCUUCAUUGAUAGCGAGGUGUCAAUAUGUUGCCAGGUUUUAUUGAAGGUCUUGAAGGAUCCUGUAAGGGGGAGAACCCAAUCUGCUCAAGCCUGAUCGAUGCACUGCCGUAUGUAAUGAAUCCGUCCAUUAUUAGUAGAGAAUAAGCCUCCUAGCAAGCAGAGUGAUGAAUGCAAUAACAUGUUUAGUGGUGUUGGGCAUUUAAACAAAUAGGAAAAUGACAAUGAGGGGGUCUGCUGUUUUACCCACAACCCCAAUAACGAAGGAAAAAAAUGUGCAUAUAGUCAGCGGGUUGUUGUUUACAUCUCUUGCUACAUCAGUUCUGUAUAAAAGGCGUUUUUACCUUGAGUGGCAUAAAAUGUACAGCUUUGUUAGUUGAGUUGAGAACUUUCCGUACGGUGUGCUUUGUUAAGAAGAGAAUGUAGUAUUUUACAAGAGAAGGGGCCUAAGAGCAGCCUCAAAUGCCGCCAACGCCUUCACAAUAUAGCUAGAAAGACACUUGGAUGUGAGCGUAACUAAAUCAUUAUCUCAGUAACCCGACAGUACGAAACUCAAUCUACCAGCGGAAAACAAAGUCAGCACUUUGUAUGCUCAGCUGUUGAUUGUAUCGAAAAGCCAAAAAAAAGUGGAGGUGUGUUCUGAUGUAGUGAACUAAUGGCUAGAAUGUAUUUAAUUGAUAUGAAAGCAUGGAACUUAUCUUUUUAACAUUUUUGCAUCAUUCAUGUUUUCUUUCUAAAGUCAGAUGCAGUGUCACUAAACAGUAGGGUAUCAGCAGAGAGCUCUUCUCUUAUUUUUCUUAACGUGCCAAAUCAGGCAUGACUGAGGCCUGUGAAAGCCAAUGCUGGAAUGACAUCAUGCAGUAAGGCAUAUCAGUUACAAACUUUAAAAAAGGAAAAGGUUGGAGUUUGCACUUACAAAUUAUAGUUCUCAAUGCCUUUUUGUCCAAAAGGACUCUGUAAGAAGAAAGUUAGCCUAGUACGCAUGUUUCUCAAGCAGCAUAACCAGUGAGUGUGAUGUACAUUAAGCAGUGUGUAUGUACAGUUACAGUCAAGCCUCUUUUCUAUGGUGGGCUUCAUGUGUGACAAACCUGUAGUGUUGUUAUCUUAAUUAUCGUUUCCCAUGUAUCCUCCGAACUGAUUGUGUGCGUGACUGUUUGCAUUAAUUGUCUUUCUGUACAGGUUGCAGAGCUUCAUUGGCAGGCCCCAAUGAAAACCCACACUGUAUGUAUGUAUGUAUGUGUCCAUGUGUCUGUGUGAAGACACUAACUGUUGAAGUGGUGGUGUCUCUAAAUGUAAGCUACCCCCCCUCCACUGGCUGGUCUAUGCCAGAGAAGGAAAAACAAAAAGUUUUUUGCAUCGUUUGUAAGGAAACGUGGCUUUUUUCAUACAUAAGUUGUAAAUGUUUUUACUUGAAAUGCCACAAAUCAGAACCACAGCUGUAUUUAGUUGGUUUGAAGUUGAUAUGGGGGGCUAGUGCAGUGUCUAUUUAGUACCGAUUGUGAGAGUGUGUGUGUGUAUUGUACUGUACAUAAGCACCGAAGGUUGAAGCAUUGUUCCCAGACUGUUUGUUUGAUACUGGCAGUGAAUGUUACUGGUGCCACAGUCAUACAUUUCAGAGUGAAGACACAGCUACUUCAUGAUAAUGAAGGUUGUGCUUGAGUCCAAAUUUCUCAGAUCAGGUGCAGUAAGAACUGUGAUAAAGUAUCUUAUGGGAUAUAAUAAGAUUUAAUCAUCUUGAGUCAUAAAAUCGUAAGAAUUCUCUCCAGCAGCUAAGUUAGUUCUCACCUCUUCUCAGAGGUUCCUCAAAGCUCUCCUGGUCUCAAUCUUUGGCACUGAAUUGGUGCAGGAAUCAUAAUUGUUGCACUUGUUUUUCUUGCUUAAAGUGAAGGUGGCUUUUUAUCUCUUUGUGUAAAGUCACAAAAUUUUUACAAUGAAAACACAGGCCAACUGUAAAAUUACAAACCUUUCUGUAUAGAUCAACAAUCUGCAGCAGGUUGACUAUCAUGAUCAAUAAUCAUUUCACUUGCUGUUUUACGAAGUUCGAUGAAAUUGUAAAUAUUUGAUCUCACUUAAAGGGACACUUCAGUAUUUUUCACCGUAUUUUCCCAUGGUUUUGUUCUUCUUUGUGACUAAUGGGGACAACAAGUUUUGAAACUGGUGCGGUAUUAAGUGAGAUUGCUGCAGCUGGCAGCCACGAAAUGAAUUGCAAUGUAUUGCAACGGCUCACCGUCAAUGUACGGCCACUAAAAGUGCUUGUUUUUGCCACUCAGAUUGUUGUAAGUGUCCAACAACAUUACAGAAAGGAUUCUACAGAGAAAUAAGACCUUUUUCUUUAACAGUGGAGAAAACAAGCAUUUUAGUGGGUAUACAUUGACGAUGCACAAUUAAAAAAGUAUUGCAUUGCUCAUUACUUGAUUAGUUAAUUUAAAAAAUUGGAAAGAAGAAUCUGGAUCAAAAAAUACUGGAGUUUCCCUUUGAGCGAGAGGAUGGGAAUCCUUUCUUCAUCCAUUGCUAAAACAAUCAUAUUGAUCUGAGAUGUGAUUCCAACAUGAACAGUGGGCACAAUAACAUGAAUGGCCACAAAAUCUAAUGCAAUAUCCGUGCAGUAAAUACUACUCUUGUGAAACCUCUAACAUUCUGUUUUUGAUUGGUCUGUUCCCGUUCCUUUCUGUUCCCCUGAUGGUGUUCAUGUUAUUCUGUCCACUGCCUGUAUGAUUAUAUUGGACCUGAUAUUUAGUAAGUUUAGUAAAAGUUAGUUUUUUCCUUUCUGUAAAGCAGCUAAAACAUUAUCAAACUCACAGUUACAACUGUUUGUUUUAACACAAAUUGUGAUUUUAGAAGCCCUUUUGAUGAAAGUCAAAAGUUUCAAACUGUAAAGAGGGAAAAUAUGACUAAUCAUGAAGAUGAUUGAUCAUUUGUGAUCAUUUUUGAGGCUUCAGAAGUAUCCUGAAUUGUCACUUUAAAGAGAAGUAUUGACUAAAAGGUCUGUGGCUUCAUGUUUUUUUUUUGUAUGCAGUGCUCUAAACUACCUUAUAGUUUGUCGCUAAUAUAUUUCCACAACAUGCCAUGCUGUCAGAACCUUAACCUAUGCUAUGAAUGAAUGUACAACGGGCCAAUGUAUUGUUUUUCACAGCCUACCUGCAUGAGAUUGGGUUAAAAUUAAUAUUUGUCUUCUUGCUACAUUUUUAUUUGUUGUUGUUUUUUUAAUUUAGUCUGAAAAGCAGCCAUACAGAUAUUUAUAAAUUACUGCCUUAAGUUAGCUCCAUGUAGGAACAGUUUCAUCGUCACAAUAACCUGCAUUUUUUUUUUUUUAAUGAAAGUAUAUUGUGUUUAGUUUUUGGCUCCCCGGUCACAGAGUAAAGGUUUGUACCCUGAUUGACUGACUGGUCAUCUGAGUGUUCUGUGAAGAUGUACAAAUAAAUUUGUUAAACAUU